UUAAAAUAAUAUGGCCUAUGUUGACAUUUAGUUUUAGCAUAUCGGCGGAUUUUUAUGCCAGAAUUAUCAAAGGUCGGGGAAAGAAUCUAGAAGCGAUGGGUCGUAGCAGUUUAUCGAGGUCAAGGUCUCGCAGUCCGCCACGAAGAUCAUCGUACCGGUCACGCAGCAGGAGCCGUUCCCGUUCUCGCUCCCACAGUCAGGAGGCAUCGGCAGAUGGAGUGAGGGUCCACGUGGCUGACCUCGGCAUUGACUGCUCUAAGACAGAGAUAACAAAAGCAUUUGAGAAAUACGGAUUAGUAGCUGAAGUGUGGUUGGCACGAAACCCUCCAUGUUUUGCCUUUGUGGUUUUUAAAAAGAAAUAUGAAGCCGAGGAAGCCGUAAGGGCAUUGGACAACACAACUCUGUGUGGCAGCAAAGUUCGUGUGACAAUGGCACGGCCGCGUACACGGGGAUUAGGAGAUGGUCGCCGUCGAGGCUAUGACCCAAACAUGCGCUGCUACCAGUGUGGAGGGCGGGGACACUUUGCCAGAAACUGUGACCGUGUCUGGGGAUACCGACGAGAAAAUUCACACAGUCGCAGUGGGAGCAAAAGUCCGGUGCGACAUCGUCCGAGUAGACGACACAGCCGUAGCAGCAGGGACAGGAGUGUGUCACCACGAAAGUACUGACUUGUCAGCGUGAGGCGAGCUGUGCGAUGUGUGAGCAAUCAAAGAGAGAAACUGGCUUGAUAGAUGAGACUACUUGUUUAUUAGAUACUCUUCUUAAGGGCGCGUUUGUUUGGUCGGAUCUACUGAUCUCGAUCUGAUGGAUUCGUUGAUCUGACUGUUUGUUUGGUCGGAUCACUUGAUCUCGAUCCACCGAACACGACCCUGCUGGCGAGGUGGAUUCGAAAGGGAUCCAAUAUGGCGGCCCGUACCUCAGCCAAUCACAGCUUGUUCUUUGUUAUGAACCAUCCCGUGAUAGGUCAC
This is a messenger RNA of Priapulus caudatus, 968 nucleotides long. Its product is annotated as serine/arginine-rich splicing factor 7-like. The coding region runs from base 18 to 668 and encodes 216 amino acids. The record is from RefSeq and is a predicted model, not a curated record. The transcript is spliced from 6 exons. NCBI's taxonomy places the organism in Eukaryota, Metazoa, Priapulida, Priapulimorpha, Priapulimorphida, Priapulidae. Gene Ontology annotation, cellular component: nuclear speck. Gene Ontology annotation, molecular function: mRNA binding; zinc ion binding. Gene Ontology annotation, biological process: mRNA splicing, via spliceosome.